AGUCAAUGCCGUCUCCUCGUUGUAACUCGGAAGCUGGUAGAAAAGUAAGCGAAAUUUACAGAGAGAGAAAGAGAGAACUGUAGAGAGAGAUAGAGAUAGAGAGAGAGAGAGAGAGGGAGAAUUGGAGAGAGAGAGAAGGGGUGGGAGAAGUACACACACAGGAAGAGAAUGAGAAAGAUUGGAUAAUCUUUCCAUGGAUUUUUGAGAUCCAGAGGAAGAAGGAGAAAGAGCUCCAGCUUGUUCGACAUAUCGAGUUCGAAUCGAAGAUUUUUCAGAGUCAAAGCAGCCGAAGAACACAGAGAGAGAGAGAGAGAGAGAGAGAGAGAGGGAGAAGUCAGCCGAAGAACCAAGUCCUGAGCUUUCUCGAGAAAAUGGUCGAACAGAGAAAUCUCCAAAAACCCAAUUCAGAAAACGCCACGAUUUCCCAAUCCCCUGUGGGUUUCUGGGAAAGUUUCCAACUUGGUCCUUUGAAUUGAGCUCCAGAACCCGAACAGGCAACUGGGUUUAGUGUUUCGAAUUUGGGGUCGGGUUUUAUCAUCCGUGAUCAGAAGAAGAGUGAGAGGGUUUUGGGGCAGUAGUGUGAUGAGAAAUGGGAGAAAAUGCAGCAGCUUUGCACACAGCUGUGAACUCCGUACAGGCAUUAGGAAGAGGUUUCGACGUGAACUUCGAUACAAGGUUGCUAUACUGUAAGGGAGCUGUGGGUACGAGGAUUCUGGAGCUUGACGAGGAUUGCACCAGGGAUAUCUGCCUAUAUGAUGAGAUAGUUGUACCGGGUGUUUCGAGGGACAUCAGGCAUUCGCAGGAGGCCGGCGGCCGGCAGAGCUCUGGAGUCUGCAGCUUCCAUGAGAUGGUUGAGUAUUUCAAUCAAAAGUCUAACGCAUCUGGCAGCUUUCCUCUUGGGAGUUUCAACUUUGCAUUUAGCUUCACUGGUUCAAAACAUAUUGAUGCUGCAGCCACGAAGACUCUUUGUGUGGAUGGAUUUUAUAUUCCACUUGCUAAGGUCCAACUUUUCAAAUCCCCAAUAGUGUUGCAAGAACAUGUUAAACAGGCUGUCCCAAGUAGUUGGGAUCCAGCAUCCUUGGCAAGCUUUAUUGAAAAUUUUGGAACCCAUGUCAUAACAUCAGUAACAAUUGGUGGGAAAGAUGUAAUUUACGUUAAACAACACCAUUCAUCCCCAUUGUCUACCAUGGAGAUCAAAAACUAUGUCCAGGACAUUGGAACUCAAAGGUUCUCAGAUACAGAAAGCAAUGGAACUUCAGGUCAAAUGAAAUUCAAUGAUAAGGGUGGUGAUCCUGGUUUAUUCAACAGUCAAGGGAUAUAUCCUCAACCCACUAGUGCACCAUAUCUUGCUGGGAAAGAAGAUGUCACGGUCAUUUUCAGAAGAAGGGGAGGAGACGAUCUGGAACAAAACCACACCCAAUGGGCAAGAACUGUCUGUUCCUCUCCAGAUGUAAUCGAGAUGACAUUUUUUCCUAUAGCGGCCCUACUGGAAGAGAUACCUGGAAAAGAGCACCUGACUCGAGCUAUUGGUCUUUACCUUGAAUAUAAGCCCCCAAUAGAAGAGCUGAGAUAUUUCCUGGAGUUUCAAAUUUCUCGAAUUUGGGCUCCUGUAUAUGAUAGAAAUAUUGGGCAUCAAAGAAAGGAACCUGUUUGCCCAUCCUUGCAAUUCAGCAUAAUGGGGCAAAAGCUUUAUGUCAGCCAAGAACAGGUUACUGUUAAACGGAAGCCAGUCACAGGCCUACGGUUGUAUCUAGAAGGAAGCAAGCAGAAUCGACUUUGUAUCCAUCUUCAGCACUUAGCAUCUCUUCCAAAGAUCCUUCAACCAUAUUGGGACAGUGAUGUGGCAAUUGGUGCUCCCAAGUGGCAAGGACCUGAAGAGCAAGACAGCCGAUGGUUUGAACCAGUAAAAUGGAAAAACUUCUCUCAUGUGAGCACUGCACCAAUUGAGAACCCUGAAACCUUCAUAGGGGACCUCUCUGGUGUCUACAUAGUCACUGGUGCACAGCUCGGAGUGUGGGACUUUGGAUCGAGAAAUGUCUUGUACAUGAAGCUAUCAUAUUCUAGGCUGCCAGGCUGCACCGUACGGAGAUCCUUGUGGGAUCAUACGCCAAAUGAAAAGUCAAAGAAAGCAACAUCCACUGGUGACUCAAGUUCAGGUUCAAGAGAACAUGUCGCUGGCAACAAGUUGGUGAAGGUUGUGGACAUGUCGGAGAUGAGCAAGGGACCACGAGACCAUCCUGGUCAUUGGCUGGUUACCGGUGGAAAGCUUGGCGUGGAGAGAGGGAAAAUUGUUUUAAGAGUGAAAUAUUCGUUACUAAGUUAUUGAGUCAGUUUAUAAAUUUGCAAGAUUGAUGUGCACAGUGGUGGUUUUUUGUUAGGUGAGAGGUGUCUUUGAUGUUCAUCCUGGUUGUAAACUUUGGCUGUAUGAUAGACAGACAAAGAGUGAGAGGAGGAUUGUGUAUUUGAGUGGUUUUAGUGUGAGUAGAUGCUGCCUCUUGAGAUGUAUUUGUAAGUAAAAUGUCAAUUAUAUCCCUCAUUUACUAGGAUCGUAAUUAAUUGAAUUGUUCCUUAAGGUGGAAAA
Messenger RNA from Malus domestica (apple), 2581 nucleotides. Its product is annotated as MACPF domain-containing protein CAD1-like. Gene Ontology annotation, biological process: regulation of salicylic acid mediated signaling pathway; plant-type hypersensitive response. Gene Ontology annotation, cellular component: plasma membrane. The record is from RefSeq and is a predicted model, not a curated record. Lineage: Eukaryota; Viridiplantae; Streptophyta; Magnoliopsida; Rosales; Rosaceae.